ACAGUUUACAAACACAUACUUCACUUGCCUGAGACGUUGAUUCUUCCGGAAACGCCUGAAUUUAGCUUUUAAACAUGAGUCUAUUCGAGUCGAAGUUUUGAAAUUUCGAAUUCAGAGCGCAAGCAUUGAGUUACUCUAUUCUAUAAACGAGAGCAAGCCUUAUGGCUAAAAAAAUUGAGUAGUAAGCCAGCGACAUAUACAAUUAUGACCGAUCAGUAGGCGAUCUGUAAUGCCGGCCCGACUGCGUUACUUAUCGACAAGAAAAACUCUACAGCGUUUUCGCUUACCGACAGAUGCUGAAAUUUACAGAAUUACGGACGGACACUUGAACUCUUAAACAGAAGCAAACGUUAGCGGUGGCCUAUCUCGACUAUUGUAAACACAUUUGUUGACCUAUGGCUGUUCGUAUGACUCACGUUGAUUUGGAUAAAUUGGUUAUCUCAAGCUGAGCACUAUCUGCCUUUACCAAACUGAUGUCAAACUGCGGUCAGGCUUGAGCCUCGCUUUGAUACAAUAUGCGAUUAUCAUAUCAGUAUUCUUUUACAGCACGUCAAUGCAGAGGCAGGAGCUUCCUCCGCGAUUUACAGUGCCGUGAUACGUAAAAAUACAGUAACGGUGUCAAGUCCAUUGUAAGAAUAGGUCACGUGUGCGAGCUUUAGUAUGAAUCAGAAUAAAACUAUAUGUAGCAGUUAAAACUCAUUCAAUAUCGCUUAAUCAGAUAUCGAUUGCCCAACUUUGAACCUAACGAGAAUCAAUGAUAACACGCGAAGUUCCGACGCAAGAAGGAAUUAAAAUUUGUAGUGAACAAAACGAUUCUGCGAUGUCGACCGUUCCUCUUUUAGCGGAUUAUCGAGCUCGGCGAGCUGCCGAUGACAAUAAAAACCAGAAUGUAUUACGGUGAGACAUUUCUAAUUUUAAAUGUCAUGUGCUAAUUGAAGAUUGUAAUAACAAUGGCACGAUUUGAGACUGUGUUUUCGUAUCUCGUCGUAAUUCACAAACCAGCCAAAAUGCGACCAUCCAAAACAGCGAUAAUAAUUUUGUACGUAGUCGGGGCACUAUUGCUAAUCGGAGGUAUCGUAGUUGGAUUAUCUUGGAUGAGGAUAUUCAAUCAUAUACUCCUGAAGGAAUUAAUAUUAACGCCAACGUCGACAAGUUAUGAUAUGUGGAAAGAGACACCGAUUCCUAUGUAUCUGAAAUUACACCUUUACAAUUGGACCAAUACCGAAGAGUUCUCUAAUAACGCUACUACAAAGCCCAAUUUCGUGGAAAUGGGCCCUUAUGUUUUUAGAGAAGAACAUAUAAAAGUGAACCAGACUUGGAACGAUAAUGGGACAAUAACAUUCCAACAGCGGAGGAUAUGGCAUUUCGAUGAAUCCAUGUCAAAUGGAAGUCUUGAUGAUGAGAUAACAAAUUUAAAUGUUAUCGGUGUGACAGUCGGUCACUUUGUACGAAAUGAGAAUAUCGCCGUUCGCUUGGCAGUGAACCUUAUGUUGGAAAGAUAUGGAGAGAGUUUAUUUGUCACCAAGACUGCAAGAGAACUUCUGUUCGAGGGGUAUUCCAACGCAUUUCUUGAUUUUGUUCACACUUUGGAUAUCCCUGGUGUCAAUAUUCCUUUCGAAAAGUUUGGAUGGUUCUAUGGGCGUAAUCUUUCAGACACGUACGACGGCGUGUUUAACAUGCAUACUGGCGUGGAAGAUGUGUUAAAUCUAGGGGUAUUAGAAAAUUGGAAUUAUAGGAACAGAACCGAUUUCUGGAGUGGAGAAUGCAGCAUGAUAAGGGGGACGACUGGGGAACUAUGGCCACCAGUCGACCGUGACGAAAGCAUAGAGAUAUUUGCCCCAGACAUUUGCACAUCACUAGUAUUGUCGCGUGCUAAUGAUACCAAAAUCUUAAACGUCGAAGGGCACAGAUACAUCACUGACAGAGCUACGUUCGAUAAUGGUAGUACAGUCCCAUCCAGAGCCUGUUAUUGUAUAAAAGAACCGUGCCAGCCAAGCGGAAUGCUGGAUGUAUCAGAGUGCAGAUUUGGCGCACCUGCUUACGUUAGCUUGCCACAUUUUUAUCAGGCGGACGAUUACUAUGCUAAUGCCAUAACCGGAAUGGAGCCCAGAGAAGGAAAAUACAACUUCGAAAUGGUUCUAGAACCAACCACGGGAAUUCCACUCAAUGUCAAAGCGCAGAUGCAGAUUAAUAUUCUAGUUGAACCAGUAAAUGGAAUAGCAUUGCUCACUGGCAUCCCAGCAGAAACGUAUAUUCCGAUGCUGUGGUUUAGCCAAGAAGCUCAAUUAUCAGAGGAGCUGGCAAGCCAAAUGAAAAUGCUGCUCGAGCUUCCUAUGUUGGGCCACGUGGGGUUCACUAUUAUAGGUGCUAUCGGACUUGUGCUACUUUCCAUUGGUAUCUGUUUGUGUAUUUGUCGAAGAUGUCGAAGUGAAGAGAAUCAGUCGUUAAUAGAUGCCGAGGAUUCCAACAAUCCGUCAAAGUCUGACCCAGUGCAAACGUGAUGUUAAAACAUUUUUACAGCGUAUUAAACAUCUUUGAGUUUUAAUUGUUUAACAUACUAUGUUAGACACCUUUUUGGUAAAUAUACACACGAAGAGAACAAGCAAUACUUCAGAACGAUGCAGCUUGAGCUCCUACUUGUGGAAAUGAUGAGCUUUAAGAUAUUACACAAAUUUGAAUAUGUAUUAGACGGUCAAUUUUAUCCGGAUAUUAGGACCCUAAAAAUUUUUGUUUAAAUUUACCAAUUGUAAAUAUAAAUCAGUUGAUUACAUAUGAGUGAAUCGUGUAGCGUGGUCCUUAAAAAGGUAAUUUUUGAAUUUCGACCGGCUUCACCCCCAAAUUGACUCCACAUAAUUCAAAAAUAAUUCCAUCAUUUUUUCAGAUUUCUAUCUCAACUCUAGCCUGUGCCCCAAAGAGGGUGGAUUCCAUUCAAUCCUUUCGGGGGCACAUCAAAUUUACCAAACGAAUUUAGAUGAAAUUCAGAUUCGAAAUCAGUGAUCCAAAAAACCUCCCUAUGCCAAAUUUCAUCCAAAUCUGUUUGGUAGAUUUGAUGUUACCCUGAAAGGGUUCACUAUGGAAAUCCAUUCUCCUUGGAGCACGGGUUAAAGUUGAGAUAAAAAUCUGAAGAAAUUAGGGAAUUAUUUUUGAAUGAUGUGGCGUCAAUUUGCGCGGUGAGCCGACCGCAAUUCAAAAAUGACCUUUUUAAGGACCAUCCUAGUGAACACUCUUUUCAAUAGCAUUAUGUAAUGCAUCCCAUGUGAUAGACAAGUGCCUGAGGAGUAAACAGUGUACCUACUGUAGGUGUCUCGUUCAAUACGAAGCUUUUGACCCGAACGAGUGUUCAUCCCGGUUCAGUUUAGUACGUAAAAGAUUUUUCUUCGACAUGGCAACCCUUGAUUAUUACACUAAUCAAUCAGUUAUACUGUCAAUCGAAUAAGUUUCGAAAUUUUUACGUUGACUUAUGUACAUCAUUUUUAUCAUUUAAAAAUAGAGCUUACCGACUUUGUUACACAUUGCCCAUUGCCCAAAUACAAUUACUUUUGUAGUACCGUUAUCGUUGAAGUCGUGAGAACGUGCGGAUGAUUUUCUUCUAAUGGUGUCGAAAAUCUGUAUGAAUUUUGCGUAUUAAUGGGCUUUGCUAGGUUACAUUAGGUUAAAAUAUAUACCAGUACUCGUUAUUGCUUACUUAUAUUUAAUUCUGACUGUUCAAUACUCCGUGGGAAGACACAAGAGAAGAAAACCUCCGAAAGGGGGAGAAAAAUCAAGCAAGUAAAAAGAUAUUCCCACGACUUGGAAUGGCGAAUUAAUAGAGUAGGCCAUUCGCACAUAUGUCAACUAUUUUUUAUUGUGAUAAAAUAUGUUUGAAAUAAAAAUAUGUAUUUAUUUACAAAUAUAA
Messenger RNA from Neodiprion virginianus, 3895 nucleotides. Its product is annotated as protein croquemort-like. Bases 951 to 2501 code for a protein of 516 amino acids. Gene Ontology annotation, cellular component: cytoplasm; membrane. Lineage: Eukaryota; Metazoa; Arthropoda; Insecta; Hymenoptera; Diprionidae. Gene Ontology annotation, molecular function: scavenger receptor activity. The transcript has 9 exons. The record is from RefSeq and is a predicted model, not a curated record.